AUGACCAAUAUGCUCAUGUCCCUCGACCAAUUUUCUAUGCCAUCUCUUGGAACGAAUGCGAGUGGAAGUGGCACAAUCAGCGGCAACGGCAAAGGCGCUUUGUUUGACGACCCAUCACAAAGCUACGUGUACAACAGCGACGCCGACCCACUGGCACGAGCGACGGCAGGUCGAGACAGACGCGCAAACGGACACGGCUAUUCCUACAGCUCCGACUUUGACGGCGCCGACGAUUCCAGCCGAUAUUCUAGCCAGCACUCCCGCGGCAGGAGAAGCAACAGCAGCUCGAACUUUCAGACGAACCUCGGCCGCAUUAACAGCAUUCGCAGCACCCCGGGCACGCCCCGGCACAUGCACUCACGAGGCGGUGGUAAAGGAAGCAAGAGCAGCAGCACAAAUAGCGUCGACGCCGGCUACGCCCAGGUGCUCAGCAGUCAGCGUUGGGCUCACGGUUUCGGCAAACGGUCGUCGAGCUUUGAUUACGGCCACCGACCCCAAAUAACGACCAACAACUCCCAGCAGGCACCCUGGCACGUCGAGUUCUCCAACACUUUUCUCAGCGACGACUACGACGCGGCACCGACCCCGACUGUCCCUGGCGGCCCGCGUCGCUAUCCCGUCAUUACGAGCCCGACCUUCCCUCCCGUACCCCCUGAACCGAUUGAGCCUCAGGCCCCGGCCCUCGAGCGCAAACGAUCUGCCCGAUCCGCGAAAAGCACAGCAACAAGCCGCAAGACCGAUUCGAAGAGCAAUACCAUGACGCGCGAGUCGAUACCCCAAAACACGCCAACGCCUGAACCCGACUCGGCGCCGGCGCCUCAUAUUGGGUACGAGAAGACGAAAGUUCCCGUGCACGGAGCACCUGCCCCAACACAACCGCCGUCGCAAACAAAAGAGCGACCAGGGUUCUUCAGGCGAGUGUUUGGCUCGUCUAAGAGUAACGCUGCCAGCAACAAUGUUGAGCCGCCACAGGCCAGUGCCAAUGACACCGAAAACCGGCCCAGCAGCCGCCCCCAGAAUGGUGCUAGUCAGGCCAAGUCACAAUCAACCCCUCCCUCGCGAGACACGUCUUCGUCCCAGUCACACCAGCCUGUUCUUCACAAGAAGCCCUCGUCCUUUUUCAGGAGAAGGAAAAAAUCGAAUGCUGAACCACCAGUGCCGCCGGUUCCCGCUCCGAGCAUUGAGCCUCCCAUGCCCUCUGCGGUGCCGCCCCCGUUCCUGAUUCCUCCCAGCAAGGAGAAGCUUGCCGUCAAGCCAGAACCGAGCCCUGUCAGCAGUCUGCGUAGGGUUAUGAACCCAUAUCUCAAGGGUAGCCCGGUGACACCCAAUGCACCUCACCCAUUCCAAACUAUCGCCCAGAAUGCGGAAGCAUCGCCCGAGCCCGAGGUCGUAAGGCCCUCCACCCCAGAGCGCGAACCGCAAGGAUACAAGCGCUCCUUCUCCCCCGAUUACGAACCGAGCCCGAACGCGCGCAUUCGAGAGGUCAAGUCAGACCUGGAGAAAGAGCCGGAGCCUUCAGCAAACGCUGACGAGGCAAUUUCGGACAAUGAGCGACGCAACGACACCCCGACGCGACCCCCGCCCGAAGUACCACAACCCAUCGGCAAGAGAGACGACUCGUUCUUGAAUCUGGAUGGAUCUGAUGAUAACGAGGUGGAGGUUGCAACAAAAUACAAGACAGCGUCGACGGAGAGGAUGAGGAAGUCGAGCAAAGAAUUGUUAUCUGCACCGGCUCUGGAGCCACCCGUCGAUAAAGAGAAUGCGCACCGCGCGAGAAUGCCGAAGGCUAAUGAAACCGAGGUGGUUGAUUCAGAGGACGAAAAUCGGUCCACACUUGUCCUGCCGCUGGAGGGUGCCCGAUCGGCUAGCAUUCGAUCAGGGUCCACCGGCACAGAGUACAAGUCGGCACUCCAGACACCCAGCGUGACAGUGGAAGAUAGCUCAAAGAUGCUCGAAUCCAUGAAUGGCAAGCCCCUCGACGAGCCCGAAUUCGUUGUUGGCGAUCCGACCGACGAUGAUAGGCAAAAAGCACAGAAGAUUUAUGACGGAAACGAAGAUUUCAUCCAGAAGGAAAAGGCGGCGGCUUGGAUGGGAGAAGAAGGCCUUGUUCGACAGCGCACCCUCCAGGCUUACAUGGAACUGUACGAUUUUGCCAAUAAGAGCGUCGUGCAGGCUCUGCGACAGGUCUGUGAAAGGCUCGUCUUCCGAGCAGAGACGCAGCAGGUUGAUCGCAUUCUGGUUGCCUUUUCGAAGAGGUGGUGCGAUUGUAACCCCAAUCAUGGAUUCAAGGCUUCUGGUCAGCCUUCCCCUACCUGCCUUCUGCCGAACAACAAGCUAACAUUGGCAGACGUUAUCCAUACCAUCUGCUAUUCGAUCAUGCUUCUGAACACAGAUUUGCAUCUGGCAGACAUCGAAUCUAAGAUGACCCGCAGCCAGUUUGUCAAGAACACCAUCACAACGAUCAUUCAGGCUGUUGGUGAAGCGGCGCCCAACGCAUUCAAGCGACCCAGUAUUCUCCCCGAGAAGGACAGUUUACACGCUACCAACGAAGACGUCAGACCUUCUGCUGACGAGCGCUCGAACCGGUUCUCCUUCAAGCCUGCGCCACGACGCGAGCCCAGCGCAGAUGGUGCUGAGGGUGUCGAAAAAGAUGAGUGUGGUCCUCUAGUAAAGGCACCUUUCGGCGGCACCAUGCGGGCUUGGGAGGCACAGGUCGAGAUUGUGUUGAAGCUCAUCUACGCGUCGAUCAGGGACGAGCGACUCCCGUUGUUCGGCGCCGAACCGUCACGAAACCUCGGCCCGACCUCCCACAGCAACCUGUCAGUGAUGGGCAUGCUCAAGCGUUCGCCGAGUGUGCUCAGUAAAGCCCCGUCGGAAAGUCACUCGUCCAUCCGAGGUCGUCUUGCCGAGAAUUCUCGCAACAACACGGCCCGCUUUGGCUCUAAGAGUAGGUCCAGGCCUCGCCUUGGUCACAAUGGGUUUUCGUCCUCGAGGACCAGUUUCGAUGACGGCAAUUCCAUCUGGAGUCCGACGCCGUCGUCUGCAACAUGGAGCCGGUAUUCUCUGGGUCGCACACAAGGCAGCAUGUCCAUGGACUCUUUCGGCACACCGUUUCCUCGCGGCGACUACCAGCAGUCGAUUGGAUUCGCGAACGCACUCAGCCAAGCCAUUAUCCGCGAUGAUGCCUCAGGGUUUGGCCCUGCUGCGUCCAUUAUGAGCGACGAAGCCAAUGUGCCCCUCCUCGAAGAUGAAUCUCUUGAGCUGGCUGGUCCCCCUUGGGUCAAGGAGGGCAUGGUCACUCACAAGCACCACCUGGACGGAGUCGCUAAGAAGGCCAAGGACAGGAACUGGACCGAAGUGUUUGCUGUUGUGCAGAAGGGACAGAUGAGUCUGUUUUCCUUCACGGCGAACAAGUCAAUGGGGCGCAAGAGCAAAAUGACGCGUAAUGCCGCAAAGAGCAGCACUGUCGCAGUCGGCGGUGGUAACUGGCAGGACAACGCGACCAAUCUCGGAACUUUCAGCCUUCGACAGACGCUUGCCUCGGCACUCCCUUCACCUGGGUACUCUAGGACGCGACCGCAUGUGUGGGCACUGAGCCUUCCAACCGGUGCUGUGCACUUGUUCCAGGUAGGCACGCCGGAGAUCAGCAAGGAAUUUGUCACGACAGCAAACUACUGGAGCGCGCGCCUCAGCACGCACCCGCUCAUUGGUGGUAUCAGCAACAUUGAAUACGGCUGGAGCGACGCCAUUAUCAACAACGCUCUCGUCACGGCGAUUCACGAGUCUACUGGCGGGGCACCUCCCUCUGGUCGGACGUCUCGUCCGGGAAGCAGCGCAACCGCCAACCCGUCUAAUCCGCCGGCAGCUCGAACAAGCAUGCAGUCGUCGCGUAGCUUCCGGUCCGCCUCCUUCGAUUACCCCUCAGGCCCCUACGGUAGCGGUAGCCGCGGCGUCAAGCUUCCGGGCGACCGCAUCCACAUCUCCGAGUGGGCGCCACCAACGCAGAGCAUGCGCCCCUCCACACAGCCCGAGGCAGAACAACUCCUCACACUGCUGGCCUAUGUCAAGGGCGUUGAGGAUGAGCUUCAGGUGCACAACAGCCUCCGCAGCCCGAUGCUGCUCGCAUUCACCCCGCGUGGCCACAAUGCUGGGCGGGCCAUGGCUAACUGGGAGCGCAAGAGCUCCUACCUGCUCCGCGAGAUUGUCAAGUUCCGUACCUACGUCGACUGUCUCCAGCAGGCCGACACGCGGCGCGAGGAGAUCUACAACGAGAGAGACACCGCACGACGAGCAGCGCUCGGCGACUUGAGCGACGAGGAAGACGAGGUUGCCGCAGACGGCGAUGCGACGCUAAAAGCGUGA
Molecule: messenger RNA, 4362 nt
Organism: Verticillium dahliae VdLs.17
Lineage: Eukaryota; Fungi; Ascomycota; Sordariomycetes; Glomerellales; Plectosphaerellaceae
Product: Sec7 domain-containing protein
Exons: 1
Coding region: 1-4362 (1453 amino acids)
Biological process (GO): regulation of ARF protein signal transduction
Molecular function (GO): guanyl-nucleotide exchange factor activity
Source: RefSeq, a predicted model, not a curated record